Beta vulgaris subsp. vulgaris (sugar beet) is the source of this 1549-nucleotide messenger RNA. Its product is annotated as uroporphyrinogen decarboxylase. Lineage: Eukaryota; Viridiplantae; Streptophyta; Magnoliopsida; Caryophyllales; Amaranthaceae. The transcript has 6 exons. Gene Ontology annotation, molecular function: uroporphyrinogen decarboxylase activity. Bases 193 to 1377 code for a protein of 394 amino acids. The record is from RefSeq and is a predicted model, not a curated record. Gene Ontology annotation, biological process: porphyrin-containing compound biosynthetic process.
AUUACGUUAUCUCUCCGGAUUUGGUAAUAAUCCAGCUGUUUCUUUUACCUUAUCUCUCCGGAUUUUCCCUUCAAAAUCAACAAAAACACACACUUUUCCAACAAAACUCAAGAUCAAAGAAAUGAAUUGAAUCUUCAAACCCAGAAAAAUUUCUCAAUUAAUUUGAAGAAUAUAUAACAAGUAAGAAGAAAAAUGUCGUGCAUUUAUGGUGGAAGUUGUACUGUAUCUUCAUUCUCUGCUCAUUCCAUUUCCCAUUCAAGACUUUCAUCUUCAUCAAAUUCUAGACCUUUUUCAAUUCAAUGUUCUACUGGAGGUUUAGUAGCAGAGUCAAAGGGUACAAGUACUGCUGAACCCUUGUUGUUAAAUGCUGUGAAAGGGUUGGAUGUUGAAAGACCUCCAGUUUGGUUGAUGAGGCAAGCUGGGAGAUACAUGAAGAGUUACCAAGUUCUCUGUGAGAAGUAUCCUUCAUUCCGUCAAAGAUCAGAAAAUGUUGAUCUUGUUGUUGAAAUAUCCUUGCAACCAUGGAAAGUUUUCAAACCUGAUGGAGUUAUAUUGUUUUCAGACAUUUUAACCCCACUCGCUGGAAUGAACAUACCUUUUGACAUAGUGAAAGGAAAGGGUCCGAUUAUAUUUGAUCCUCUACGCACCCAGAAAGAUGUUGAUCAGGUUAGGGAGUUUGACCCUGAGGAGUCAGUUCCAUAUGUUGGGGAAGCCUUAACAAUUUUGCGAAAAGAGGUGAACAAUGAGGCCGCAGUUCUCGGUUUUGUUGGUGCUCCUUUUACCCUAGCAUCAUAUGUAGUUGAAGGUGGUUCAUCAAAGCACUUCAGCAAAAUUAAGAGACUGGCUUUUUCUGAACCUAAGGUUCUGCAUGCUCUUCUUCAAAAAUUCGCAACAUCUAUGGCAAAGUAUGUCAAGUAUCAAGCUGAUAAUGGUGCACAGGCUGUUCAGAUCUUUGAUUCAUGGGCAACUGAGCUCAGUCCAGUUGACUUUGAAGAGUUCAGUUUACCAUACUUGAAGCAGAUAGUUGAUUCUGUGAAGCAAACCCAUCCAAAUCUACCUAUUAUACUCUAUGCUAGCGGCUCAGGUGGUUUGUUAGAGAGACUGCCCUUAACAGGUGUUGAUGUUGUGAGCUUGGAUUGGACAGUAGACAUGGCGGAAGGUAGGAGGCGAUUAGGAUCUGACAUUGCAGUUCAGGGCAAUGUCGACCCGGGUGUGCUUUUUGGCUCGAAAGAAUUCAUAACAAGCCGGAUAAUGGAUACUGUGAAGAAAGCUGGGAGAGGAAAACACAUUCUAAAUCUCGGUCAUGGGAUUGUUGUAGGUACACCGGAGGAGAAUGUCGCUCAUUUUUUCGAGGUUGCCAAGGGUAUUAGAUAUUGAUUGCCAGGGUAACCCUUUUGAGUAAUUAUUCUUUCAUCUCUGCUGAGCAAGUAUACCACUUAAAUGAGUUUAUGUAAUAUUUGUGUGCACGAUUGAAGAUUUUGUAUAAUUUUUGACAGUCAUAAAUCAUAAUUAUGAUAAUAUCUCUGGCCUAAAUAUCAGCCAUUUGAAA